UCGAAUGGGAAGGAUAUCAUCCUCUUCAUCGUUACCGUUCUCGUGGUGGAGUGCGUGGAGAUAUUACCUGAAAAGCCCCAAACCAUUCGCACUUGUCAUCCUUUCAUUCCUUAAUUUCACAUUUCUUAUUGUCUGCGACCCCCAAAUCCUCGCCACCGCCCAACAGGUUGAAGCUUCAAAAUUAUAUGAGCAUCUGACGCAUUUGCAGAAUGAGGUGGAAACUUUAAAAUUACAUGAGCAACUGACGCAUUUCCAAAAUGAGGUGGAAGAUGUAAGAAGUCAUGCAAAGGAUUGGGUUGUAAGCGUUGGCAUGGAAGAUGAUGAUAAUGUCAAUGUUCAACGAAGAAACGAAGUCAAAGAUGCAAUGCUUCAUGCCUGGACUUCUUAUGAGAGGUUUGCAUGGGGCCAAGAUGAACUUCAGCCGCAGACAAGAAAUGGGAUGAAUACUUUUGGUGGUCUUGGAGCAACUCUAAUAGAUUCUCUUGAUACUUUAUAUAUAAUGGGUCUUGACGAGCAAUUUCAAAGAGCUAGAGAGUGGGUUGCAAACUCAUUAAACUUCAACAAGGAUUAUGAGGCUAGUGUUUUUGAGACAACCAUAAGUUCUGUUGAUUCCAGAGUUAUAGGAGGACUUAUUAGUGCGUAUGAUCUCUCUGGUGAUGAAAUCUUCCUAGAAAAGGCUAGAGAUAUUGCUGAUAGAUUACUGCCUGCAUGGGAUACACCUUCAGGAAUCCCCUACAACUUAAUUAACUUAGCAAAUGGGAAUGCCCAUAACCACAUGUGGACAGGGGGAAAUAGUAUUCUGGCAGAUGCUGCUUCAGAGCAACUUGAAUUUAUUGCUUUAUCUCAAAGGACAAAUGACUUCAAGUACCAGCAGAAGGUGGAAAAUGUCAUCAUGGAGCUUAAUCGAACCUUUCCUGCUGAUGGUUUGCUUCCCAUAUAUAUUAAUCCUCACACUGGAAUAUCUUCUUACUCAAGAGUUACAUUUGGUGCCAUGGGUGAUAGCUUUUAUGAGUAUCUGCUCAAGGUUUGGAUACUAGGAAACAAGACAGAUGACGUAAAGCACUACAGAGAAAUGUGGGAAACAUCAAUGAAAGGUCUGCAAAGCUUGGUUCGGAGAACAACACCGUCUUCUUUUGCCUAUAUAUGUGAGAAGACUGGAAAUGCACUGUCUAACAAGAUGGAUGAAUUAGCUUGUUUUGCUCCUGGAAUGCUGGCUUUGGGGUCUCUUGGCUAUGGUAAUGGGGAAGCUAAAAAGUUCUUAUCCCUUGCUGAAGAGCUUGCAUGGACUUGUUACAAUUUCUAUCAGUCCACACCAACGAAAUUGGCUGGGGAAAAUUAUUUCUUUCAUGAUGGACAGGACAUGACCGUUGGUACGUCAUGGAACAUUUUGAGGCCGGAGACAAUUGAAUCACUGUUUUAUCUCUGGCGUUUCACUGGGAACAAAACAUAUCGAGAUUGGGGUUGGAAUAUUUUCCAAGCAUUCGAAAAGAACUCGCGCAUAGAGACUGGUUAUGUUGGACUCUAUGAUGUUUCUACAGGUGAUAGAGACAAUUUGAUGCAGAGCUUUUUCCUUGCGGAAACAUUAAAGUAUCUUUACCUCCUAUUCUCGCCUCCAUCAUUUUUGUCUCUAGACAAAUGGGUAUUUAACACAGAAGCUCACCCUCUGAGAAUUGUAACUCGACAGCUCAAUGAAGGGAGUUAACAAUGUAAGUGGACAUCCUAGAUUGUCAUACAUAAAUUUGGACCCAUUAAUUGACUCCCUCUUUUUGAUUUGUAAAUUCUAAGCAAUUAUUAUAGAUCAGGGCGAGAAUUAGCUCUGCUGCAUCUGUAGUCCCAAUGUAGUCUCAAUGGGGCUGGUUUUCAGUUCAUUUUCUCCACAUGAAUGAGUAAUCAGUCACAUAAUUCGAUGUAAAUUAGUAUAUAUGAUUGAGCUUCUUGGCUGGGGAUUGGGGUAUUUAAGUUAGAGUUGCAAUUUAUUUGGGAGAUGAUAUUUUUAUAAAACUAUCCCUUGAGGGACCUCUUAGUCGUAGAACUUGACUAAACUCGAAAUUAUACAUUGUUGUUCUUCUUGGCCUUCGUAUGAAAUAUAAGUGAAUGUUAACGUUUCUUUUAA
Molecule: messenger RNA, 2113 nt
Organism: Ziziphus jujuba (common jujube)
Lineage: Eukaryota; Viridiplantae; Streptophyta; Magnoliopsida; Rosales; Rhamnaceae
Product: mannosyl-oligosaccharide 1,2-alpha-mannosidase MNS1
Exons: 15
Coding region: 5-1702 (565 amino acids)
Biological process (GO): carbohydrate metabolic process; N-glycan processing
Cellular component (GO): Golgi membrane; endoplasmic reticulum
Molecular function (GO): mannosyl-oligosaccharide 1,2-alpha-mannosidase activity; calcium ion binding
Source: RefSeq, a predicted model, not a curated record